Momordica charantia (bitter melon) is the source of this 1442-nucleotide messenger RNA. RefSeq names its product WAT1-related protein At5g40230. NCBI's taxonomy places the organism in Eukaryota, Viridiplantae, Streptophyta, Magnoliopsida, Cucurbitales, Cucurbitaceae. Gene Ontology annotation, molecular function: transmembrane transporter activity. Gene Ontology annotation, cellular component: membrane. The record is from RefSeq and is a predicted model, not a curated record.
GAGUCUCCGAUAAAAUCAUAUCCCAAACCAAACCUCAAUGAUUUUGCACCUUCUCUCCUCUCCUUCAGUUCGAACAGAGAGAAGAGAAGAAGAAUCAGAGCGAACUCCAUUUUCUCGCUCUACAACUCUAGAGAGAGAGGGAGAUGGAUCGGAGCUUUGUGUACAAGGAGUUCGCUCCGUUGGCCGGAAUGAUCGCCGCCGAGUGCGCCACCGUCGGCUCCAACACCGUCUACAAAGCCAUAACCACUCAACAAAUCAGCUUCUACGUCUUCACCUUCUACACUUGCCUCGCCGCCGCUCUCAUUCUCCUUCCCUUCRCCUUCAUCUUCCGCAGAUCUGGAGUUUUUCCUUCCAACAAUAAGUUUCCGUUCUUCGCCCGACUGAUUCUCCUGUCCGCGAUGGGGGUUGGAUGCCAGUUGUUUUCGUAUAAAGGUCUGGAGUACAGUUCGCCGACGCUUGCUUCCGCCAUUAGCAACCUCAUUCCGGCUCUCACCUUCAUCUUGGCUGUUCUGUUUGGGAUGGAGAAACUAGCAAUAAAAAGCUCAAGCAGCAUAGCCAAAAUCAUCGGCUCGGUAGUAUCCAUAUCAGGUGCACUAGUAGUGGUUCUUUAUAAAGGUCCAGUCAUUCUAUCAAACCCCUUUUCUGGGCCAACAAGAUUGAAUCUUCCUCCUCAUCCUUUGGCCUCUUCUGAACCAAACUGGAUCAUGGGUGGCCUCUGCUUUUUCGCUCAGUACCUUCUCAACUCUUUCUGGUACAUUAUUCUGACCCAAAUGGUGAAGAUGUAUCCAGAUGAACUAGUUGUGGUGUGCUUGUACUAUGUUUUCGAGGCCAUAAUUGCUGCACCAAUAUGCCUAUUGGCAGAAGGAAACUUGAAUGCUUGGAAGCUAAAAAGUGGCCUGGAAUUGGUUGCUGUUUUGAACUCAGGAUGUGUGGGCCAAUCCUUUGUCUCUGCGAUCCACACUUGGGGCGUAAAUGUUAAAGGGCCUGUUUAUGUAUCAAGUUUUAGGCCACUCUCAAUUGCCAUUGCAGCUGCUACUGGUGUCAUUUUCCUUGGGGAUGAUCUCCAUCUUGGAAGUAUUAUUGGAGCAAUAAUAAUAGCAAGUGGGUUUUACUCUAUAAUGUGGGGAAAAGUAAAAGAAGGAGACUUGAUGGAACAGUGUGGGUUUUCAAGCUUGGAGUCUUCAUCCAAAGAUAAGACUCCAUUGUUGCAAAGCUCUAAAGUUCAAAGUGACUAAGUAUUUUGUGAAUAUAUUAGACAUGAUUUAUCUGUCCAAUAAGAAUGUAAGUAUAUGUUUGUCUAUAUAAGUGUUCAUGGUGGAUGGAGUUAGAAGAUCAAUUUUUGAUUGAGUCACCCAUUCAAUUGGAGAAAAUUUAAUCAAAGAUUCUACAUGUAUAGUAAGAUGAAUUAAUUUUGUUUGAAUUGAUAGUGUUUUGUGUUCUUU